Molecule: messenger RNA, 2694 nt
Organism: Prunus avium (sweet cherry)
Lineage: Eukaryota; Viridiplantae; Streptophyta; Magnoliopsida; Rosales; Rosaceae
Product: Pentatricopeptide repeat (PPR) superfamily protein
Molecular function (GO): protein binding; mRNA binding
Source: RefSeq, a predicted model, not a curated record
AUAAUCAUUUGAGUAAAUGUUGAAGCUCCUCUGUUCCAUACACACACACACACCCAUCUUCACCUUCUACACUUCCAGUUCCGCUUCCACCAAAUGUUGAAGCUUUUAAGAGCACUUUCUUUCUCAUCAUCUCCAUCUUCUUCUUCUUCUUCUUCUUCUUCUUCUUCUUUUUCGUCCUCAUCCUCUUCUUCGUUAUCCAAUUUCACGAGCACCAUACUCAAAUGUCAAACCCCUACCCAAGCACUAGAGCUCUUCAAUAUUGCGUCAAAGCAAAUGGGCCCAGGAAAGAAUCUUCAGCUUUAUGCAGCGAUUACCCAUGUUUUAGUCAGUGCCCAACGGUAUGCUAAAUCCAGGUGGUUGAUAAAAGACCUCAUCCACGACCUUCAAAAGUUCUGCAACCCCAGCCGUGCUUGUCACUUGGUUUUCGAUGCACUUAACUGCUUAGAAAGCUCAAGGUUUUCUCCAGAUGUGUUUGGAGUGUUAAUUAUUGGGUUAUCUGAGAUGGGCCUUGUUGAAGAAGCCUUGUGGGUGUACCGCAAGAUUGGGGUGUUGCCUGCAAUGCAGGCUUGUCAUGCGCUCUUGGAUGGGUUGGUGAAGACGGGUCAGCUCAAAUUGAUGUGGGAACUUUAUAAUGAAAUGAGUUCUCGUGGAUUGUCACCUAGUCUUGUUACAUAUGGCGUGUUAAUUGGUGUAUGUCGUAGAGAAGGCGAUAACUUGAAGGCCCGUAAAUUGUUUGAUGAAAUGCGUGAUAGAGGGAUUAAACCAACGGUUGUGAUCUAUACAUCUAUUAUUCGGGGUCUGUGCAAUGAGGGUAGAAUGGUGGAAGCGGAAAGUAUAUUUAGGAUGAUGGGGGAAGCUGGUGUGCUCCCAAAUCUGUGGGCUUACAGUACUCUGAUGAAUGGGUAUUGCAAAUUGGCUAAUAUUAAGCAAGCCCUUAUCUUGUAUGGGAAGAUGCUAGGUGAUGGCUUGCAGCCAAAUGCUGUGAUAUGUAGUAUUUUAAUUGAUGCACUUUGCAAAUUAGGCCAACUGAGAGCUGCAAGGAGCGUUUUUGUAUAUAUGGUUAAGUUUGGCGUUGUUCCUAAUAUAUCUGUGUAUAAUGCUUUGAUUGAUGGGCACUGUAAGGUUCAACAAUUAUCUCAAGCUAUGGAUUUGAAAUCAGAGAUGGAAAAGUUUGGAAUUUUGCCAGAUGACGUGACUUACAGCAUCCUAAUUAAAGGUCUGUGUACUGUUGGUGGAGUGGGAGAAGCACAUCACUUACUUCAAAAGAUGGAGAAAAAGGGAUUAAUUGCGGUUUCUGUGAUUUAUAAUUCACUAAUUGAUGGGUAUUGUAAGGAACACAAUAUAGGGAAGGCUUUGGAGGUGUGCUCUCAAAUGAUUCAAAUUGGUAUGGAACCCGACGUCAUCACCUUCAAUCCUUUGAUUGAUGCAUAUUGCAAGAUGGGGAACAUGGAAGCUGCUAUGGACUUGUACUCACUGGUGAGUAAAAGCCUUGUGCCUGAUAUAGUAACUUACACAACUUUGAUCGAUGGGCAUUUUAAAGUUGGUAAUGUGAAAGAGGCUCAUCGGCUGCAUCAGGAGAUGCUGGAGGCAGGCCUCACCCCCAAUGCUUUUACUGUUAGUUGCUUGAUUGAUGGCCUGUGUAAAAAUGGAAGGACUUCUGAUGCAAUCCAACUUUUUCUGGAGAAAACUAAAGCUGGCCCCUCUAUAUAUUCCCCAAAUCACAUAACUUAUACAGCUUUAAUUCAUGCUUUGUGUGAAGAAGGCCAAAUUUUCAAGGCAACCAAGUUCUUUUCGGAUAUGAGAUGCUAUGGUUUGAGACCAGAUGCAUUAACUUACGUUGUCAUGUUAAAUGGGCACUUCAAAGCCAAGCAUAUGAUUGGCGUGAUGAUGCUGCAAGCAGAUAUGAUAAAGAUGGGUAUGAUGCCCAGUGCACGCGUAUGUGCAAUCUUAGCUAGGGGUUAUCGAGAAAGUGGGGACCUAAAAUCAGCUCAGGUAUUGUGAGGAGGAUCAAAUGGAAUUAGGUUGGUUCUUGGUCGUAAGAGGCUACAGUUUGGAAUAGAAUUAAGAUCUCUAUAUUGGUUUGGAGAUUAACAAUAUCCUUGACAGAAAGGACCUCUAGAGUUAUUGAGAAUAUAUGAAAUAGUUCAUGCUGUGUUAUUGGCUCAAGUAACAGACAAGUUGGAUUAACAUUACAUCUUCUCUACUGAGAGGUGAAAGACUAACCUAUUUGUUGAAUAGUGCAAUGCUUACUAUUGUGAACGGGUUUUAAUGCCUGCAAAUACACUCGGAUGCUCAUGGUCAUUGUCAAAGCAUUCCUGAUUCGAGUUAGGCCAAUCUUGUUGGACAGUUUCUAUUGCUUACAUAAACUAGCUCUGUUGGUUUGGUUCAUAUUUGUAUUUCAAUUUGUUAAAGUUGUCACAGAGCAGAAGUUAGUGUAGCAGCAAACUUGGAUAAUGUGAAGUUCAUAAGAUCGUGUUUUUUUUUAUUUGGUCGAAUGAGGUGAUAUUAUUAAGGUUCGAAAUCCUCAAGAUAUUAGAACUUAGAAGAAUGGCAUGUUGCUUCUCGCAUGGAAUUCUCACAGCAACUUUCUCAGUGUGUGAUUAGUCCAGGGCAAGCCUAUUUGAAUUUCCACGCCAGAAAGCCCUGUCUUAAAUGUUUUGGUAACUUUGAAACGGAUAAUGAGAUUCCUGAAAA